UCGGCAGCCGACGGGACGCGGCGGCGGCGGCGCUGCUCUCCUUUUGUGUUCGCACUCGGCGGCGGCCUGUCGGUGUUCCCGGCGCGUGCUUGGGCCCGUUAGCAGUGCGCUGUCCGUGAGGGGCCAUGGCGGCGGCAGGGGCGAGCGCGGGCGUGGAGGCGGGCUUCUCCAGCGAGGAGCUGCUGUCGCUCCGCUUCCCGCUGCACCGCGCCUGCCGCGACGGGGACCUGGCCGCGCUCUGCUCGCUGCUGCAGCAGACGCCCUGCGCCCACCUGGCCGCCGAGGACUCCUUCUACGGCUGGACGCCCGUGCACUGGGCCGCGCACUUCGGCAAGCUGGAGUGCCUGGUCCAGCUGGUGAGAGCUGGAGCCACGCUGAACGUGUGUACCACGCGCUUUGCCCAGACCCCGGCCCACAGCGCAGCCUUCGGGGGACACCCGCAGUGCCUGGUGUGGCUCAUCCAAGCCGGAGCCAACGUUAACAAACCAGACUGUGAAGGUGAGACUCCCAUUCACAAGGCAGCCCGCUCCGGCAGCCUGGACUGCCUCAGCGCCCUGGCAGCCAACGGGGCGCGCAUCGACCUGAGAAACGCCAGCGGUCUGACGGCAGCCGAGAUUGCCCACACCCAGGGCUUCCAGGAGUGCACCCAGUUCCUUCUGAGCCUCCAGAACCAGCCCCUGAGCGGCUUCUGCCCUGGUAGCCCCUUCCACGGGGGACCCCAGGACCUGUUCCCCAACCUCGUCGGGGCAGGAGCACAUCGAAAGAGAUGCUUAGAAGAUGCGGAGCCCUCAGGAGCCAAGAAGGCCAGGACAGAAGCCCCCAGCCUGGACUGCGCCAUGCCGCUGGCGAACGGCGAAGCCGAUGAGGACGCUGGCGGGAUGCACGUGGACUCGGAGAGCGCCGCCCUGACAGAUGGGAAAACCAGUAGCUCCAUGUCGAGUGUGUUGGCUAAUGGAGGUGUCAUCAACGGACACUCAGACUUCACCUGCACAGCCCAGCUCGGUGGCCUGGAGAGCAGGAGUGACACGUGCCUGGCCCCAGGCCGGCCACUGCCCGGCAGGCAGGGCGCCCUGUGCACCGGCGGGACCGAGGAGCCAGAGAAGACGGCGGGCGCUGGAGGCCCUGAGCUCUGUGGGUCCCUGCACCUCAACGGCAGCCCCAGCAGCUGUGUGGCCAGUCGGCCGUCGUGGGCCGAUGAGCUCGGGGAGAGCCUGCACUACGGACACUACCACGGCUUUGGGGACACAGCCGAGAGCCUGCCGGAGCUCAGCAGCCUGCUGGAGCACUCAAGCUCCGUGAAGGUGGAGCAGCGCUAUGACAGUGCCAUCCUGGGCACCAUGCACCUCUACCACGGCUCCUAGGGGCUCAGUUGCUCCUGCGUCCUCUGCCUUCGCGGAGGUAGUAAAUGCAGAUUC
Messenger RNA from Ochotona princeps (American pika), 1415 nucleotides. It is a transcript of the gene ANKRD10, whose product is annotated as ankyrin repeat domain 10. The transcript has 6 exons. Lineage: Eukaryota; Metazoa; Chordata; Mammalia; Lagomorpha; Ochotonidae. The coding region runs from base 126 to 1361 and encodes 411 amino acids. Gene Ontology annotation, molecular function: protein binding. The record is from RefSeq and is a predicted model, not a curated record.